Epithele typhae is the source of this 1392-nucleotide messenger RNA. RefSeq names its product tRNA-splicing endonuclease subunit sen54 N-term-domain-containing protein. The record is from RefSeq and is a predicted model, not a curated record. NCBI's taxonomy places the organism in Eukaryota, Fungi, Basidiomycota, Agaricomycetes, Polyporales, Epitheliaceae. The coding region runs from base 1 to 1392 and encodes 463 amino acids. Gene Ontology annotation, cellular component: tRNA-intron endonuclease complex. The transcript is spliced from 9 exons. Gene Ontology annotation, biological process: tRNA-type intron splice site recognition and cleavage.
AUGAACGUCGACGAGUAUGCGCUACGCACCACUUCACCCAUGGAUGCGGCAAGCAUAGAAACCUACAGCAAUGGACGACACACUGAAUUUCCUUCCUCGGCACCAAAGCCCGUUCCAUCCCAAGAAAAGGAGGAAGACGAGCAGUCCGAGUCCGAGUCCGGAGACGAAGACCAGGGUCCGGAUUGGACAAAAAUCCCUGGACUCGCUGCGUCGCGUCCGGUCAUUCCUAAACGAGGCGAGAAAGAUUUCGAGCCCUCUGCGCAAGGAGGGUCGAAUCUGCAAAAGCAUGUCCUAGACCGCUCGCGCGGUGCGAUGUUGGACGCCCUGAAGGCGACGCGCACGAUCUCCCACAAGUCCGUGAGCCAUGCGAUAUGGUAUCCACAACUCAAGCGGGCGCACGUCACCGUAUCUAGGGGAAUUCUCUUCGCGAGUAUCGGCCAUUCUGCAGCAAGAGCAACCGCGGGGCCGGAUGGAACCGUCAAGUCACAAAAACGACUGGAGCUCCUCCCAGAGGAGGCCUUGUACUUGGUCGAGCGUGGCGCCAUGUACUGUUGGAGACCCACGGACCUACCUUUACCUCAAACACCGCUGCUGGACGACAUGGAGGGAGUGCCGAUGUCGGUGCAGCAGGCGUAUGCGGAGAUGAUUGGGAUUGAGGAUUUAACGUUCGAGAAGUACCAGGUCUAUGCAUAUCUAAAGAGGUUGGGAUACGUCUCCUCCAGUCACCUGUCAAUAUUUGCGAGAAUAUACAACGCAUUGGCAUCAUUCCUGGGGCGACCAAUCGUCCGAAAUCGUAAUUGGUGGCGGCCGCUUGGGUCUGUUAGCUGGUUACACCACGGUCUUGCACAUAACACCCUCUUCAAGUCCAUGCGGUUCUUUCCGUCUGGGAGCAGCGCCCCAUUACACGUGAAGAAACCGGCCGACUCUCUGUCGUCCCCCUACCAGAUCUUCUUCAACCUCUACAAGCCCUCGACGCCGUUCAAAAAGACCGCACCCCCACAACCCGACUUCUCCGUAGUAGUUGUCAAUGCACGCACCACCCCCGUUCCGUCACUCACUGAGCUCACCGACCUGUUCGGCGAGCUUCCCGUGCUACCUCCUCCGGUCCCCCAGAAGGCCGCUGCUGCCGCCUCCCACCAACCGCAGAAGGCUCCCCCUGAACCUACAGCACUGACGAGCAUAGAUCCUCCCCAGUCUUUCGCAUCAAGAGCAUGGACGUGGGUAUGGCCUUGGUCGGCUCAGUCCCCGGCAAAACCUCCUACUCGAAACCCCAAUCCGUUCCCGCUGCUCAAGACCGGAAACAAGAUGGUCGUCAUCGCGGUCGUCGACGCCGGGACGAUCAGCUUCUUCAGAUUCGGGCAAGGGGUCUUCUCGGAGUGGCCGAUGGCUUGA